Symbiodinium sp. CCMP2456 is the source of this 6916-nucleotide messenger RNA. Lineage: Eukaryota; Dinophyceae; Suessiales; Symbiodiniaceae. The record is from the annotation of a GenBank genome assembly.
AUGCCUAGCGAAGUCUCGUACAUCCGGGCCGCACACGUGCGGGUUCUGCCGGAAGAGCUUGAUGGCCCAGCGUUGUAUCUGCCUAUGGCUAGAAUGGUUGUGGCUCUUCGCCCUGAGGUCGAUGAAGCAGGCAAUGGCCGUUACACCAUCUUUGAGCCAGGGCAACGGCCGCGCGUUCGGGCUUGCAGUCACGACUGGAGGCUGAGCGAUUACGCGGCGGAUGCUGCCGGUUCUGCCGCCGGGCCGGUCCGCACGCUUCAGUUUAUAACGAGACCCAUGUCGGGCCUUCCAUGCCCCCAGCUCACGCUGACACUGACCACUGCGGCUCCUGAUGCCCUUGCUGUCCCUUUUGAUCUCAGAGUGUUUGCCCUGAAUGUUGUGACGGCCUCGGUGACCAAUCAGGCGACUAUGGCGGCCCUACCGGAUAUCUUGGCCAGUGGUGCUCCUAUUCCGCGCCUCCUGACUCUUCCACAGGGCACGCCGCAGGCCGUGCUAGAUGCCGCUGGCCGCAGGCAUGUUGACUUCCGAGGGCCCCUUGUUGAGCUUGAAUGGGCCGUGUUGCAUUAUGCAGAGCUGGGGGGUGAUGUUGAAGAUGCCACUGCUACGCGGCCUGAUGCGCUGCGUGCUCUCCGGGGUGACGUGCCUUCUCUGCUUGGCAGGGAGCGACGACUUCGCCCUACUUUUCAGCCACCCGCCUUUGAGUGUCGCCCUGCGUAUAUCUUCGAGGAUAGUGUGGCCAUCCAGGACUCGCUCCAGUUCACUCUCGACCGUGGUAGCGGUCCCUAUGGGCGACAGCGAUUCCAAUACACCCUCUUUGCCUGGCACAGCUGGCCGCGGAACCUGCUCGCAGAGCCGGGGUGGACCUUGUCGGACCUGGCAGUUUUUGCAGGAGCCUCUCACGAUGAGUCUCUUCGUAGCAUGCAUGUGCUCCAAAGCCCCAUGCCAGGCAUUGCCACGCCGCAAAUGGUUGCGACCUCGGUUGAUGUCGUCGAUCCGUGGAGGAUCAUACCAGUUGAUCUUAGACCCAUCGGUGGAGACGUCUUUUGCCCUCCUCUAAGCCCGGACAUGCCUGCAGAAGAGGUCUAUGCCCGAAUCCGGCCUUUUGUUACCACGAAUGUUGCGGUGCAGCUGCGCGUGGAAGGUCACGGUCCUGUCUACCUGCAAGACCAGACAGGUGCGGUCUAUGACACCCUGCCUGACACUCUUGACAAUGUUGACUGGCUGGCGGUCCGGCCCCUUCACAGGGUGAUGCCGACAUCUCCCCUUCCUGCUGGCACUACGACCACUACGACAGGGGUUGUUGCGGGUCCCGUCCGUGUCCUGGUCGCCCUUGUGACUGGUGCCCAGACUCUACGCACCUUACCAGUCGAGCUGGAGGCUUUUGAUUCUGUGGUGGCCUUGACGCGGCUCGUCAGUGCGGUCGCCCGGAGUCGCACUUUGCCUCCUGGCGGUUAUGUGCAGCAGCUCGCAGCCUAUCCCUCACAGGACCCGGAUGGUGUUCAGUCCAUUCCUUUUGUCCUGGCUUCGGGGCGGACAGGCCUCGUUGCUGUCGUUAUCGACAUCACGACCUGUGGGCAAGGCAUCUAUUCUGUCGAAGUUUCUGAGAACACCUGGGCGGAGGAUUUGCUGAAGCCUAAUCAACGGGCUAGAGAACUGACCUAUUUGGUCAACGGCAUACCCAUGCAGGGCAUCAGGCGGCCGCUGCGGACAGGGGACUACCUGCAGCUAGUUCCCAACACAUGCCGAGGUACCCUCACCAUUUCCCCCUCCACGGUCUGGAUGAGGAGGAUCAGGCAGCUGCGCCUGUGGGCGCUACCCGUGGCAUUUCCACCCCUCACGCAUGGCCAGGGCGGAAUGCCCACUGAUCUGGCGGAGCAUGCCGCUAGGGCGUUUUUAAGAUACUAUCGUGAGGUUGAGGCAGGGCGGUUGCAAACCUUCGGGUCCUUCGGCCCAGGCAGAGUCGCUAUCUGGGUCCUCUCGGCCUGGAACCCUCCGAUGCUCUUCGCUGCUGUUUGCCCGGUGACCCCAUCUCUCGCCGAAUCUGAGCAGGCGUUACGCUCUUCUGGGGUCAUCGCGGAGGACGCUGUCCUUAUCGAGGGCGAACGCCCGAUUAGCUUGACUGAUUCCGUUGUUAUACAAGUGGGACCUGCCGACCCGUAUCGCACUCUGCUUCUCCCAGUUCCUGGGGACCCUGAGUUCUUUAUGGUGACGGCUAUCAAUCCACUGGCCCCGAUUGAGCCCACCUUGCAUGUCUUGCCUAGACUUCCCUAUACUGUCGUUUUCCCUCCCGCUGAAGUGAGAGAUGGGGCAGUCUUUAGGGUCCGGGUCCCUGCGGGGGCUGUGUCCGCCCGGGCGCGAGUUCGGCCGCGGCCGGAAUCCACAGGCAGCGCCACCAGCAGCCUCAGUCUUCUCCAAGCUGACCUUCGACUGUCAAGGAAGAGUGCCGCUCCUGAGGACGAUGCCGAGCUGCGGGUGACUAACCUGCCUCCUCCUCAUAAGCCGGCGGAGACCUCCACCGUGCCUUGUAGCGUCCCUACGCCCCAUGGCAGGAGACGGAUUUUUGCCCCAGAGCCCCAACAUACCCAGCCUGAGGCGGCGACAUCGGGCAAUGCCUGCCUUGGUGCCUCGAUUAUUGGCCGCGCACCAGAUGACCGAGCUGUCAUACGGCAGCUGUGCCUUGAUGAGCUGCUUCCGUCAGCCCCGCAAACCCAGCCAGCCCUUGCGUUUCCUCUGCCUGAUGGUCUUGAGCGGGAUGCCUUCGAGCCUUUUGCUCUGGACACUCUUCAAUGUGAGGUACCCAUAGGUUUGCGGCUGGUUCCGAGUGCACGUGCUUUUCUGGCGGCCCUUCCUGCAGCGCCGCAGGGCCACCCCGAGGCGCUCAUGAUGUUUGUCGACGGCUCCUUUCGUGAUGGCUGUUCCUCCUGGUCCGUCGCUGUUUUGGGUCUGUUCCAGACCACUUGGCACUGGAUGGGCUUCCGGGCCGGUCGAGUCCCGGACGAAUGCAGCGGGGUUUCUGUUUAUGAGGCCGAAUUGUGGGCUCAACUUAUGGCCCUAUGUACGGCGGCGCAGGCGGACUUGCCCACGGCCGUCCUUUUUGAUUCCCAGUCGGCGGCCCUUGUAGCGCACGGCGCUACCGCAGAGCUAGCCGCGCAUCCACUCCAGGCUACUGUGGCCAGUGUUGCCUGCUACGUCCGGUGUGGGCGCCAUCCGCUGCGGUAUCGUCACAUACCCUCGCAUCAAGGCAAUCCGGGCAAUGAACUGGCCGAUGGUCUUGCUAAGCACUUUCUUGGCCUCGAUGUUGCCGCGGAUAGGCUGUCACAACAGAUUAAGCCUGAUGUCCUUGGUUGCCACUUUAGUUGGCUAUGGCUGCGUAGGGUUGCAGGCACCCAGGCUCAAUGGCCGGCCCUCGAUCAACACGGCUGUUCUCUCCCUUGCACUACAGUGAGCGCCCCGGUUCCGGCUGCAUGUCCUCAGCACACCUAUGUGCCCCGCCCGGAGCAAGGUGCGGCCCGCAAGCCUAUGCGUGUCAAGGCCCUUUUCCUCACCUACAACACCCUCUCUUGCAAGACAAGCCUUCAACGACAUUGUCUGCAUCGCUUUAUGCAAUCCCAGGAUGCUGCGGUGCUGGCGCUGCAGGAGACCCGCCAGGUUACUCCGCCUGUGACUGUGGUUGAGGGGGUUAUUCGGGUUGCGUCUGCCCCGGUUGACGGACAGAUGGGAUGUCAGCUUUGGUUGCGGUCCAGUGGCGUGCUUGCUUUCGACCGUCAUCGCCUGUCUAUCCUCUGUGCUGAGCCGCGGAUGUUAAUAGUUAUGACACAGACCUCUGUGGGCCCACUGGUCUUUGUGGUUGCUCAUGCCCCUACUUCCACGGCACCUGCCGGGGAGAAGGAGGCGUGGUGGGCGUGUCUCAACAACAGGCGUCUGCGUGGCUUGCCGCCUAAGGCCACUCCGGUAAUAUGCUGUGACGCUAAUGCCCGAUACGCCUGGCGUCAGGGCCAGGAGCACCCGGCGAACGACAAUGCGGCCCAGCUUGACAAGGUGGCGGAUGCUUUUGAGAUGUACCGAACCAGGUCCUAUAGCCCUGCGGGAGACCUGGUGGUGACCUGGACUUCUCCCCAGGGAGCCCCUGCUUGCCUCGAUUAUAUCCUUUUUCCGCGUGUUUGGCAGGCUCAUGUUGACACGGUCCCGGGCCUUGUUCUCCUUGACGAGCACGCGGGGAUCGACCACCAGGUUCUUGGGGCGCGUCUGGAUGUUCAACUUGAUGUGGCAACUCGUGCGGCUCCCUGCCUUGACCGCGAGGCCAUGCUGACCCCGGAAGGCCGGACUGCUGUUGCGCAGCUCUUUGCGAAUGCCCCUAUCUGUCCGUGGUCUGCCAAUUCGGACGAGCACCUGCGUGGUCUUCAUGAGCACCUGCUCCAUGGCGCACGGGCUCUUUUCCCAGGCGCAAGGCAUGGCCCCCGCCGACCGGUCCUCUCUGAUGGCACCUGGCAGCUCUUGCGUGUGAAGCGCUGGGCGCGCCGCGUGUACCGUAGACGGCAGAGGCUUUUCCGUCGCCAGUGCUUGCAUGCUGUGUUUGGGGGCUGGCGCGAAGCCACUCGUGUUUUCGACGCCGGUCUACCGGAAACGAGCCUCUUGCGGGCCCAUGACUACCGGGUUGCGCACUACAUCCGCUUCAUGCAGCAGCUUGGUGUUUCGCUGCGUGCGGCCACCCUGGCUGAUGAGGCAGCUUUUGCUAGAGAUCACCUCACAAGGGCACGAAAGGCCGGACCCAAGGCAAUGGCUGCUGCCAUACGGGCGGUGCUAAAGCACGGCAGGCGCUACAGGCGGCCGCAGCCAGCACCCACCCUCCGCACUGAGAACGGUGACCUGGUGCAUGAUGAGGCCGACAUUAAGGCGCUGUUCGGACGCCAUUUUGCUAAGUCUGAGCGUGCCACUCCCUGCUCUUUUGCAGACAUGGCGUGUCCGCGGCCCGAGCGGGCCCCCACGUGUCUGGUCGUGGAUGCCCUGCCCACUGUUGCCGAUCUCUCUAGUGCUUUCGCAGGUAUGCGAUGCGGCAAAGCUCCAGGCCCCACUCUUCUUCCGGCGGAGCUUUUCAAGGCGGCACCUAUGGAGGCAGCUCUGAGUGUUAUGCCGGUGCUUCUCAAAUCUCAGGCUCGCCAGUGUUUUCCUCUCCUCUGGCGAGGCGUGCAUUCCAUUGCACUUUUGAAGCCCCUCAAAGACCCGCAGAAGGUCGACAGCCAUAGAGCCAUUGCCCUCAUGGCCACUACUGGCAAAGCUGUUGCCAAGGCCUGCCGCCCUGUUUUGGCCAGGAACUUCGAGUCGAUCACACAGGCGUCCGUGGGUGGCUCACGGAAGGAUGUCCCGAUUGAGCUCCCUUCCUUGAUGGUUCAGGCUUUCCUUGGCCAUCUCCACCGCCACAGGCUCAAUGGUGCGGUGCUCUUUCUGGACGGAGUUGCGGCCUUCCCGUCUACGGACCGCACCCUCUUGUUUGACCUCACGGAGGAUGAGCUUCAUGCUAAGCUCGUUGAGGCUCAGGUUGAGCCUGCGGUGGCUGAUCGAUACAAGGCUGCCUUCAGGGGACGAGGUGCCCUGGACCGUGCCGGUGUGCCGGCAGAUGUGAUUGCGUUCCUUCGUGCCUCCCUUCGAGGAACAUGGUUCAGUGUGGACGAAAAUUCUGCCCAGGCCUAUGCCACCACUUGCGGCACGCUGCCGGGUGCCCCUAAUGCUGAUAUCUCCUUUCAGUAUGCAGCCCAGGCAUCCUUGGCCGCCCUUGAGCGACACCUAGCUGAUGAAGGUAUAUCGGCAAGCCUUGUUGCGCCUUCUGGUGACCAUGUUGAUGCACCCCCAGCGACGUGGCUGGAUGACAUUGCUUUGAUGGUCGCCAGCCCUAGCGCCCAGCAACUACCGCAUGCAGUUGCGCGGGCGGCCAGCUUGGCCGCCCAAUACCUUCGCAUCCUGGGGGUCGGUACCAACUUUGCCCCGGGCAAGACGGAAACAGUCAUGCAUGCAUGUGGCCCCGGUUCCCAGCAGGUGAGGCGUCGAUGUAUGGUUGGGGAUGAUCUGCAGCCUACCCCAGGCAUAGGUGUCAGCAUCCCGGGCCACCCCACUGUUCAGCUGCGGUGCGUUGCCCAAUACGCGCAUCUCGGAACGUUGCGUGCCACUGACGCCAAGAGCGUCGAGGACGUCACCAAGAGGAUUGCCCAUGCCCGUGAGGCCUUGCACCCGGUACGUUACUAUGGCAUACUCCGUGGCUGCGUUGUGCAAGGGCGUGACUGCCUGGUCAAGCCUGCCGCUGACAAGGCGCGUCUUCAUGAGCGGGCGGCUGUCGCUGGUGUUUGCUACAGUGCUGUCCCGGUCAUCAAACCCACCGACGGGGCGUGUGAAUGUCAGAUCUGUGGCUCGUGCUUCAGCACGGCUGCUGCCAGGGCUGCCCACAUGGCCAAGGUCCAUGAUGUCAGGUCGCAGGCUAGCUAUGCCGUAGGCUCCUCCUGUCAGGUCUGCUGCAAGCAGUACUGGUCGACCGCCCGGCUGCGCCAGCAUCUUCGUACGUCUGUACGCUGUGCCCGCUCCUUUGCUGGAGCCGACUUGGACACAGAGCCUGAGGUGCAUGAGGACCCGUGCGUACGGGCCCCGCCCACGGUCAUGUUCGGGCCGCGGCCUUGGUGGGCCCUACUGGUGCCCCAGCUACCUUCACCGAUUCCCAGUGCAGAGAUCAGCUGGCCCACGAACCACAGUGGGUCCACCUGCUUCCUCCCUAUCUUAGAGCGCUUUCUGCGACUGGUCGAGUCCCAUGGGUCCGAGGAAGCGGCCCAAAUUUUGCAGGAGGUAGUUUUUUCUGACGAGUAUGGUCGCCUCGCCCAACGGCUUGCGCCUGCUUUGUCGGAUUCCUCUCGCGAGCAUCAGUACGCGUGUACAG